Manihot esculenta (cassava) is the source of this 2406-nucleotide messenger RNA. Its product is annotated as transcription factor bHLH87. The record is from RefSeq and is a predicted model, not a curated record. The transcript is spliced from 3 exons. Lineage: Eukaryota; Viridiplantae; Streptophyta; Magnoliopsida; Malpighiales; Euphorbiaceae. Gene Ontology annotation, molecular function: protein dimerization activity; DNA-binding transcription factor activity. Bases 446 to 1858 code for a protein of 470 amino acids. Gene Ontology annotation, biological process: regulation of DNA-templated transcription.
AGCUUCAAUAUAUGCUUCUCUGAAAUCUCAUGCUCCCCAUCUGCAAAAAAAUAUACUCUUACAUCCCCACCAAACUGACCAAAAAGCCUUAUCUUUUCCAAACCCAUUACACCUCCUUUCAACAGUUGAAACUAUUUUUUAUUUUAUUUUUGGGUUUCUUUAUUUUUUUUUUCCCAUUUUUAACAUGUUCAAGUAGUAUUAACAUUGUUUUCAUCAUUAUUAUAUUCAACCUUGCGUACUUCCCAUCUAUAUAAGCAUACCCUUUAGCUACCAUUUAACACUGCAUCAUAAUUUGGUCAUCUUCAGAGUUUAACUUCAAGAGGUACUGCAAAGCUUCUCUCUUGAUUGAUUUUUAACUUCUCUCGUUAUUCUUUCUUGAAUCGCUUGUGGGUUUUGUUUUUAUUAGAGUUGCUGACAAAUUUUAGUUGCCAAACUGAAGUUAGCAAUGGCUGCUUUGUUAGUGAAUAACAGUUUUCUUUAUACAGAAAUUUUAAGAGGAGAGAGUAAGGGCUCUAUUAUUUGCAUUAAAGAGGACUUGCAGUCUAAUAUUUUCACCCUAUUGGCCCCUCUGCCAUUUCUAUCUUGGCUGGCAGCUGCUGGAUCUGGAUUUAUAAUUGAAUCCAUGGAUAGUUUGGUGUGGGAUGACUCGCAAGUUCUCACAAACACUGCAUCCUUAUGGAACAAUCCUCCACAUGCAUCACCUUUGUGGAGCAAUCAAGAAAAUGAAGAUAGCUUGAUUGCUUCCAAUUCAAAUUCUGGCCUUUUUGGUGGCAAGAUGGAUCUCACAGAAGACAUCUUCAAUCAAUUUCAAGAGCUCCAAAAGCUUCAAGAGAUUACAGCUAAUCCUUCCACAACUGGUUUUUGCAAGAGUAAUCAAUCGCGAAUCUUUGAUGGCAUACCGAAUGGAAAGGCUGUCGGAGUUUCAACAGCAGGUUCCCUUGAGUCCCUUGAUUGUUUGCUCUCAGCAACUAAUAGCAACACCAACACAUCGAUAGAGGACGAUGGGAUUUCCAUGAUCUUCUCUGAUUGCAGAAACUUGUGGAAUUUUGGCGCUAGUAGUGCAGCAUCAUCUGGAGAGUCUGAGAACAAUACUUCCAAUGCAAGAAACAAAGAAAUGCAUUGCCGGGUUAGCGAGCUUGAUGAAACUGUUUCCCAGAGUUCGUCUGAUAAAAAAAUUUCACCAAUCAAGCCCGACUCUAUGAAGAGAAGCAAGAAUCAAAGUGAGCUCAAAGCGUGUUGUAGUAACAAACAUCAGUAUUUUGAUCUUCUCCAAACUGAUUGUUCUACUUCAGAAGGUGGUUUUAGGCUCAUCUCAGAUAACCCACCGAAGCCAAAGAGAUUCAGAUCGGAUAAGCUUCCAGGCUCAUCAAACAUCAACUUUCAGCAACCUAGUUCAUCGGCAUCUUCUUCUAUUGAGGAGGUUGAUCCAGAAGCCAUUGCACAAAUGAAGGAGAUGAUUUACAGAGCUGCAGCUUUUAGGCCAGUGAACUUAGGCUUGGAAGUGGUGGAGAAGCCUAAAAGAAAGAACAUUAAAAUCUCAACUGAUCCACAAACAGUGGCUGCCAGGCAAAGGAGAGAGAAGAUAAGUGAGAGAAUUAGGGUUUUGCAGAGGCUGGUCCCAGGAGGAAGCAAGAUGGAUACUGCAUCAAUGCUUGAUGAGGCUGCAAACUACCUCAAGUUCUUAAGGUCACAAGUCAAGGCACUAGAAAAUCUCGGCCACAAGCUUGACUCAGUUAAUUGUCCACCAACAAACAUUGCUUUCUCUACUUUACCAUUCAAUAACCACUCUUUUUUUCCCAUGCAAGCUCAUCACUUUUCACUCCAAAACCCUAAUCAUAUUCACCACCCUCACAGUUGAAAAGCUAAUUAAAAAACCAAAUAUCAAACCUUAAUAAUGGAUCCUUAAUCAUGGUACUUAUCAUCAUUUCCAUCUCCAAUGAUUUGAUCUAAGGAUCCAAAGCCCAUUUUCUAGCCUGAAAACAAAUACAAAAGCUAAUCCAAGAUCCUUACCAUAAUCUUGAACAUCAUUAUAUUCCUGUGACCCAAAGUUAAAAGCUUUCACUAAUGAUAGAUUUCCUAACUAAUACCACCAUUAUUCUCUUGUUUUUGCUGCUUCCACUAUGUACAAAUUGAGUGAAGCUGUGGGAGAUAGAAAGAUGGUGGUGGAAACAGUAAAAAUUGGGGUGGAAGUGGUUUUGGUAUCACUGCCUUUUUUCAUACAAAAAGGCAUAGCAAUUAUAACAACUAUGAUUAAGAUCAAGGGCUAGAAAGUGAUUAUCUCUUUAGCUUGUUUUUCCUAUAGUUUGUUUAAUGUAUCCUAUGUACUUAAAGCUCACUUUUCUUGGAGAUUUUUAUGAUGUUUUUAAUGUAAUUGUUAGCUAACCAAUGCAAGAGACAUUCUCUUAA